AUGUCCAAAGAUCCAUCAAAACCCAAUAUCGUGCUCAUCCUAGCCGAUAAUCUCGGUUGGGGUGAACUUGGCUGCUACGGCGGAGGUCUUCUCCGCGGUGCUGCAACACCUCGCAUCGACAACCUCGCCACAGAAGGUCUUCUCUUGCACAACUUCAACGUGGAGAGUGACUGUGUUCCUACACGCUCAGCCUUGAUGACAGGUCGUCAUCCCAUCCGCACAGGCUGUCGACAAUCCGUUCCCGCGGGGUUCCCUCAAGGCCUCACGCGCUGGGAGCAAACGCUUCCGGAAUGCCUCAAGCCAAAAGGCUAUGCAACGGCACAUCAUGGAAAAUGGCACCUUGGUGAUAUUCCCGGGCGGUACCCUUCCGAUCGCGGCUUUGAUGAGUGGUUUGGAAUUCCACGAACGACGGAUGAGAGUCAAUUUACUUCGGCGUUGGGUUAUACGCCUGAGGUCGCAGAACUUCCAUAUAUCAUGAAGGGCUGCGCAGGACAAGACUCUGAGAAUGUCUGCGUCUAUGACCUCGAGAAGCGGCGACUGAUUGAUGAAAUGCUAGUCGAUCAGUCCAAAGACUGGCUAUCUCGUCAAGUCAAGGCCGAGAAACCGUUUUUCUUGUACCAUCCGCUUGUCCAUCUGCAUUUCCCAACACUGCCGCAUCGCGACUUUGAGGGAAAGACUGGCCAAGGCGAAUUCGCUGACUCAAUGGCAGAAAUGGACCACCGAGUUGGCCAGUUGAUCGACCACCUAGACGAACUGGGAGUUCGCGAGAACACCGUUCUCAUUUUUGCCUCUGACAACGGACCAGAGUUCAGACCGCCUUACAAAGGCACUGCUGGGCCGUGGUCGGGGACGUAUCACACGGCCAUGGAAGGAAGUUUGAGAGUACCCUUCAUCAUCCGAUGGCCAGGCCAUGUUCCGAGUGGUGUGACAUCCAAUGAGAUAGUCCACGUAACCGACAUCUUCACCACCAUUCUAGAAAUCGCCGGUGCUGAAACUCCGUCUGAUCGUCCUAUCGACGGCGUCAGCCAAGUUGCCUUCUUCGAGAAUCCAGCUUCUGUCAAAUCACAGCGCCAAGGUUUUCUGUUUUACAUCAAGGACGAACUGCGCGCUGUGAAAUGGAAGGACUGGAAACUUCAUCUGGUUUGGGAGCCUAAAGUGAAUCAGUCAUCUGGAAAGCUCGAGUCGCCGUAUUUGUUCAACGUUGUAAGGGAUCCGAAGGAGGAGACGGAUGUCCUAGCUUACAACACUUGGGUCAUGCAGCCAGUUAUGAAGCUAAAAGCCGCAUUUGAUAAGAGUCUAAAGAAUGAUCCUGCACCGCCAGAUCCUUUGAAGGGUUUGUAG
Fusarium pseudograminearum CS3096 is the source of this 1341-nucleotide messenger RNA. RefSeq lists its product as uncharacterized. The transcript has a single exon. The record is from RefSeq and is a predicted model, not a curated record. Lineage: Eukaryota; Fungi; Ascomycota; Sordariomycetes; Hypocreales; Nectriaceae. Gene Ontology annotation, molecular function: arylsulfatase activity. The coding region runs from base 1 to 1341 and encodes 446 amino acids.